UUGCCUGGCAGAAUCACUCAUGGGAACACACAAUGAACAUAUACUAAUCGGCAGCCAGCAGCGGCCAUAACAGUGACAAAGUGAGGUGCGGCCGCACAUAAAAAGGAUCAGCAGGUGGAGGACGGCUGUGUCUGUGUCUGUCUGUCUGUGGAUCUACUACUCUCCAGCUCACAGAUCAUCUGAAGUUCAAAAAUGUACCCACACAACCAAGGAAACCAGUACCCUGGCUAUCCUCAACAGCCAGGGGGUUACCCUCAACACCCUCCAGGCGGUGUCCCGCCAACCUGCCCUCCUGGACCCCACGGUCCACAGGGAGGAUACCCCGGAUACGGGCCUGGGCCUGGCUGUGGACAAGGUCACGGCCAUGGCCACGGUCAGGGUCACGGCCACGGCCAUGGCCACGGCCAUGGCCACGGUCACGAUCACGGUCACGGUCAUGGCCCCUGUCAUCAGGGCCACGGACAACACGGCUUCAAGCACAAGCACAAGCAUGGUCACAAGCAUGGCAAGUGCCACAAGAAAGGAAAGAACUGUCAUGGGUCCUCCAGCAGCUCCUGCAGCAGUGACUCAGACUAGAGAAGAUUCCUGGAGGGAAAUGGAAAAACCUUCGUCCUCCUGUCAUGCAUGAGAAAUACAUUUCACUGCCUAUUAAACAUUUCUUCACACAAUAGUUUAAAUUUGUAUUUGUAUUUAAAGAGGAACCAGGCUUCUGUCAAAACUUAAAAUAUCCUUCUUCUUUUCAUCUUUGAGUUUUCAUCACUUUUGUGUUUCGGGGAAACUGAUGACUGUGUGUGAUAAAUACUCAACAUUGAACUCUGCAGUGUCCUGCCUUUCCAUUUAGUUUUGUCCCCCUGUUUCUUUCUUUCUUUCUUUCUUUCUUUCUUUCUUUCUUUCUUUGUCCUCUCGCCUAUAAAUUGACUCUUUAUUUGUCCAGGGAAGCUCAACUGAGCCACACCUUGGUCAUUACGCCCUGAAACCACCAGGCCUGUGAGGGCGCCCAUGUCUUGUUCUUGAUAUUUAUUUAUAUAAAAAAGGUGGAAGUGGUGGAAGAUGUCAGUAAAAAUAGCCAUACAUAAUAUAAUCAUAAUAAUCGGUAACAAAUCGCAAAUAAAUCAUCACAAACUUUGCAGAUCCCUCAGAUCUCAGAAUGCUUUGGCUUCUUCUCUGCAAUUUUACUGUUGUGGUUGAAUCUCAGUUUCUGUUUUCAGAGAAAAAGAAUAAAAAGCUUUACAAAUUCACUGAACAAUUAAAUAACAUAUGGCACAAAGCACAAAUCUCAGAAACCAAACACAAGGGAGGUGGUGGAGACCAAAUCAGCGCUAAAUUGGCCCUUUAAAUAACUUAAAUAAAUAAAUAAAUAAAUACAUAAAUAAAUAUUAAUAAAAUAAAUAAUAUUGCUAAUAAUGUGUGGUUUUUUUUUGUUUGCUACUAUAAACUACUUGGUAUCAGCUUUACAGCAUUUAUUUCUUUAUUUGUUCCUUUCAUGAAUGUGCACAAUUAUACAAUAUGAAACUGAUACAUAAUUAUUCAUAAUACAUAUUUCAAUUUGACACAUUUUUAAUGACACAACCGUGUCAUGUCUUAUAUUAUUUACGUUGGCCGACCGAUUAAUAAUCUUUGUGAGAAUGGUGCAAGAAGAGGAUAUUAAACAUUUCAAUUUGAUAACUGACAAAGUUGUGGUUCACUUGAUAAUCUCUGUCAUGUCUGUAUGUAGUGAAGCAGGAAUGAGAGACACAUUUUCUGACAGCAGCCACUAUAUAAUGAUAAAGAUACUAGGCCACCCCCAGGUGAGCAGGAAAAGGCUGUUAGAGGCAAACCACUCUUGGGUGUUUUUAAUGUCUUGCUGAUACUUAUUUUGGAUACCACCUUUAGAACUAUAUAAAAAACCACACACACAGAAAACUGCCCUGAUAUGUAAAAAUAUGUCGGAUGCUUCGUUGAAAGAACAUUGGAGUCAGUGCCUCCUCCCAACAGUAGGUGGCACUGUGGUACAAACACACUGGCACGGUGACGCUGUGACGUCAUUAACCAUGACCAAUCAGGAUGUUCUUGUCGCCACAUCCAGGAAGUAAACUAAAAACUUGAAAACAAGCCGUGUGUGUGUGUGUUUUGCAGCAGCCUGUCAGGACACGACGUUAGAGACAGAGACAGACAGAGACAGUAAUGUCCUUAACCACUAUAACCUCCAUAUACAGACUGAGGUCUCUCUGCAGACUGCAGCGAAUCCAGGGACACAUGAUGUCGAGUCAAGUGGAACCAGAGGUUCUCCUGGAGAAAGUGGCCAGAGCAGGUGUGAUCACUCUGAACCGACCCAAAGCCCUGAACGCCCUCAACCUGCCCAUGGUCCGUCAAAUCUACCCUCAGCUGAAGAAAUGGGAAAAUGACAAUGAUAUCGACAUUGUCCUAAUCAAAGGAGCAGGUGUGAAAGCUUUCUGUGCUGGUGGAGACAUCAGAGCGGUCACAGAAGCAGGGAAAGUCGGGGACUCUCUGGCACAGGACUUUUUCCGUGAAGAAUACAUUCUCAACAAUGCUAUUGGAUCGUACAGGAAGCCGUAUAUCGCCCUUAUUGAUGGAAUAACAAUGGGAGGGGGCGUUGGUCUGUCUGUUCAUGGACGGUUUCAAGUGGCCACUGAGAAGACGCUGUUUGCAAUGCCGGAGACUGCCAUAGGGCUUUUCCCUGAUGUGGGAGGUGGCCAUUUCCUGCCAAGGCUCCGCGGCAAGUUGGGUCUGUUCCUGGCUUUGACCGGCUUCCGCCUCAAGGGACGCGAUGUGCAGAGAGCUGGAGUCGCCACACACUUUGUAGAGUCGAAGAAGAUCCCAGACCUGGAGAAAGACCUGGUGGACUUAAAGUCUCCAUCUACUGAAGACAUCAGCAGAGUGUUGGACACCUACCAGAACCAGAGUGAUCUCGAUGCUGAGAAGCCUUUUGUCCUGGAGAAGCACGUGUCUGAUAUUGACAGGUUGUUCAGCUCCAACAGUGUGGAAGGAAUAAUGCAGAACCUGAAAGCCGAUGGCUCCGAGUUCGCAAACAAACAGGCCGAGGUGUUGUCCAAAAUGUCUCCCAUGUCCCUGAAGAUGACCUACAAGCAGCUGCAGGCGGGAGCCUCUCUGAGCCUGCAGGACGUGUUGGUGAUGGAGUAUCGACUGUCUCAGGCCUGCAUGAGGGGCCAUGACUUCUAUGAGGGUGUAAGAGCCGUGCUGGUCGACCGGGACCAGAAUCCCAAGUGGAAGCCGUCAAAGCUGGAGGAGGUUUCUGAGCAGAGCUUGGAGCAGUGCUUUGCCUCACUGGGAGAGAAGGACCUAACAUUCUGAUUAUGCCGCGUGUGCAACAUUCAAACACUCACCACUAACCCCUCCAGUAAACCGUUUCAUUCUGUCCCCACAACCCAGUUUGGUCGUCUGAGAGGGGGACUGUGCCACUGAGGAUGGGUCUGUUAUUUAACAACAAAUUUGAAGAUCAUGUAAGUUUCACUUGGCCGUGCAGUGGCUAGCAUUGUUGCUUCACAGCGAGAAGGUCACAAGUUCGAAAUCCUGGUUUGACUAAGGGCCUUUUGUGUGGAGUUUGCAUAUUCUCCCCAUAUAUAUGUGUGUGUGUGGGUUCCUCCCUCCCACAUUCCAAAAUCAUGCAGUUUGGUGAUUAGUUUAAUUGAACACUUUCUAAAUAGACAGUCUAGUUUGACCACAGGUGAGUGUGAGAGAGUGAAUGGUUGUUUCUAUAUUAGGGCUGUUUUUAAUACUACUAGGUAGUCGCCUUAUUACCUAAUUAUGGCCUAAUUAAUCUCACAUUUGGAAAUAAAUUAUUAAAAGUUUGCUUUUCUUCUAAUGACUAAAUGAAACUACACAUAGAACUAUGGGAAUUAGAUUUGUGUCAAUAUUUUCAAAUAACGCUUUUAAUGAAGCAAACAACAGUUUUUAAGAAGCAAAUAAAAUAUUCAUUUAAUCAUUGGAAUCAUUGAAAAUACACUUGUUCUUUGUGCCAUGUUUGUUUGUGUUUGUGGGCGGGUCUUAGGAAACUGCCUGCUGAUUGGCUACUCAAUUUUGGUGCGACAGCUCAAUAGUCACAGGGCUUUCAGUCGCUGUCCAUCUGGAACUCUUUCCCCCGUCGACAUCCAACAAAAUAAUUGUAAGUCUGUAACGUUUUUAUCCGACAAACGUAAUUAUUUUGUCGGAUGUCGACUGGGAAAACAUGGGGAACGAGAUCCAGACAGAGAGCGACUCCAAGCCUGUGACGGCGUCCGGUCUAUUGAGACGAUUGAGGCGUCCAAAUGGAAGUCGCCAGGCAACUGCUGCCAGCCUAUUACGGACACUAUCGGUGUCCGGAAUGGUUAAUUUGCCCCUUACUUUCCACGGAUGAUGUUUGUUUUAACAACUUUUGUUUUAUCGAUAAAACGAAAACUUGCACCCCAACGAUCCCUCACCUGUCUCUCCAUCUUCAGCUACUAUCCUGCAAGUGACUGAUUUGUGCAGACAAUUCCAGGCUUUCAUGUCGGAGGUCAGCGCACACUAGAAGUAAACAAACUUGCGUUAACUGCGUUAAAUUACUUUGUCGUGCUAAUCUCGGGCUGUAUUAAUCACAGCGAUUAACGUGUUAACUUUGACGGCCUUACUCUAUAUGUUAGCCCUGCGAUGGAGAGGACUUUAAGUAGCUCACAGACUCAAAUGUGUCCCAUAUAUUGUGAAAGACGCUUCGUGUGGACUUCCUCUGCAAUGGAAGUGUGACAGUCUUUUCUACAUCCAGCUGUGCUGCAGUAACUUGGUGCAGUAGCAGCAGCAGCGGCGGCUGCUGCAUCAGGAUGAGGAAAUAGGGAAGGGAAAAGCGAGGGUGUUCGUUGACGUAACACUGCUCAGUAUCAUCCGUAUUUCUGCAGAGGCCACUUGUUCUCGUACACAUAACCUAAUGUCUCUAUUUUGUUCUGAAAGCAUUGUCAUGAUUGUUUCGCUGCAUUAUAGAGACAAAUAUGGCUUUGGCUGUCUGAAAUGUUUGUCAUAUUGUGUGGUUUUUAUGUUUCUCAGAACAUCUUUCAAAAAAAUGAGCAUUUCGGGGCUCCCAAAACACUGUUUCCAUGUGGAUAAAACGCCAAUAAGAUUAAAAAUGAUUAUACCUUAUGAUGCCACCGUGUGCUUUUCAUGACUAUGGAAACAGAUUAAGCAGAAAUCAUUCCAGACCUUUCUAAAUAAACUGUCUCUCGUCCUACUCUGGAGAACGAAUAGAGAUUAAAUCUGAUCCGUAUAUUUCCUGGUCUCUGGAUUUGAACUUAAUCUUCCUGCCAAAAUGGUGGUGUCUUGAUUCUGUAAUGCGUGAUGUCAGCUGUCACAGACUCUAUUGAUCUUGUCUACUGCAGCUUUAAAUUUAAACAUCAUUAAAAUCCUCUGUGGAGGAGUCACACCAUC
Messenger RNA from Solea senegalensis (Senegalese sole), 5391 nucleotides. RefSeq names its product 3-hydroxyisobutyryl-CoA hydrolase (gene hibch). The transcript has 17 exons. The coding region runs from base 2164 to 3312 and encodes 382 amino acids. The record is from RefSeq and is a predicted model, not a curated record. Lineage: Eukaryota; Metazoa; Chordata; Actinopteri; Pleuronectiformes; Soleidae. Gene Ontology annotation, molecular function: 3-hydroxyisobutyryl-CoA hydrolase activity. Gene Ontology annotation, cellular component: mitochondrion. Gene Ontology annotation, biological process: L-valine catabolic process.